Amoebophrya sp. A25 is the source of this 5483-nucleotide messenger RNA. The record is from the annotation of a GenBank genome assembly. Lineage: Eukaryota; Dinophyceae; Syndiniales; Amoebophryaceae.
AAAAUCCAAAAAAUAAUCUGUCUCUGUGGUUGUAUACUUGCUUCUUCGGUUGUGUUAUUCAUGUGGUUCUCUGAUCGGAGCUGUCGUCAUUUAUCAGUAGAAAGCAGUAUCAGCUUAACACCUCUAGAAUAGGUACAAUCAUCAUCAUCGUACAGGUUAUGGUCAUAGUCCGAUGGAGGAGUAUUAGAUAGAAGAACCCCCGUAGACCCGUGGAUGAAAAAAAAUAUUGGUUUUUCAGUUGGUCGUUCCAUGAAGCAAAUAUCCAUAGGUAGGAGUACUACUGGAAUUUCAUGUGUGUGUUACUGUCAGUGUUUUGCAGUUUUCUUUUUCUAUUUUUGUUUUUCUAUCCGUAGAUGCUUGUACCCAUGCACGAAACGGACCUUUCAGGCAGUAUCUGUUUUGGAACUCCAAUCACGUGCUUGUAACAACAUGUCGUACGUGAAAGAUGAAUGAAAAUCUCACCUUAAUUAGCUGUGCAUAUUUUUCUUCAUCGUGUAAGUAACCGUAAGAGUCAUUUAAAUCUAGUAAGUGGAGACUUCCGCUAUACAGAGGCACUACAAUCAACGGCACGGGAAAGAACAACUGCUCGCGUGGAUCGUGCGAGCAUCUGCAUCGUGGAAGGAAACAGUCAACACUCAAAGCCCUCAGGAUGAGAUGUCGUCAAGGGGUCGAACCCGUUAAGGUGGCGUCAAGGUUGACAAGAUGCUUCUUCGUUUGGCUGACGUGCGGUAGCAACAUGAUACUUGCCAGUGGUGCUGCAGCAUGGUGCAAUUCUUUCUGGCUUACCGCUUAUCAACCUGCACCCUACAAGACCUACGCCGACUGUUCCGAUGCAGCAUGGGCUACUGCUGAUUUUACUAUACCGGGUAAUUACCGUUAUUGUUUCAAUUUAUUUGAUGGCCUACAGUAGGUAAGUUUUUCAUUGAGCUAGUCCAUCUACGGCAGAAGAAGAACAUGCGGCAGAAGAAUAGUAAGUACAACUAUUCAAGAAUAGUAUAAUACACCAUCACGACGACCCAAAGGUGCCGGCGAAGAAAUCCACGUCGAUUGUUGGUGCCAAAACAACCUUACUCCACUAUGGAAGGACAUGUAUGCGGGAGACCCAACUUGGAAUGCGGCUGUAGACUGUUGCGCAGGAACUGUGUGGGAUAACAUGUGCAGUCUAGACUGUAACCCGGAUUGCACGGAUGCUAGAACACAAGAAUGCAAAACGAAAUGUCCACCGUUGUGUUUGGCAACGGGGUUUAUGGAACAAAGAAGGAAGAAAUUUAGAUAAAGAACACGCGCCCAUAAUUGAAGAUGCGGGAAUACCCCGUGAAUGGGUACAUCAAUCAAUCAAUCAAUCAAUUGAUUACGAAUUAUUGUCACAUCAUCUCUGGCUAGAAGAAGAUAGAGGAAAAAGAAAGGAAGACUGAAACAGGAAACAGGCAUACGCGUCAUACAACUCGUGAUCAUCUCUUCGCCUCCUCUCCACAUCAGCUCUCCUUCAACACCUCUUUCCUCGUCUCUAAUGUAUGUACGAACGAUUAAAUGUGGAGAUGAUUGAAAGAAUAUUCAGCUAACGCGGCUGGUUCUUACCUUCUUUGGUCACUAAUAACAGACUGAACUUACCCAGUCACUUCUCUAAUGUUCACGAGUCUCUUGUUGAUGGUGCUUCGUGCGACUGCGCCAGCUGUUGGGAUAAGGUGAAGUGCCUUUUCGCCCAUGCCGAAACGGAGACGACUUCUGGGUCUAGUAUGAGAGUCUGCGACACGCAAGCAUUCGAGAGGACACAGGCAGCCGCUAACUGGAUCGCAUGCGUUUCAGGGUAUCCACACUCAACUAGGUGGGAGCAGACGCAGGCGUCAGCGACGUGCGCGUGUGCUAAUGGUACUCUUGUAGCAGAUUACUAGGAGGUCUACAAGUCAGUGUCGGGGAUAGAGCAGUUUGAUAUGUAUACGUACAAGUACUUCUACUUUCAAUGUCGGGGUUAGUUAGAGCAGUUUAUAGCUACAAGUACUUCUACUUAUAGCUAGGAUCAUCUCUUCACGACAUAAACAUAAUGUUGAAGUUGAUAGUCAGCACUUACAACUUUGUACCACCACCACCAUAGCCCGUUUUUCUUAUUCAAAACUAACAGAUGUGGUUACCGCGUUGAAUUCCACCCAUUGCUGCGGCUCUCCCGAUUAUUCCCAUAUUUGCGCCAAUGACGUCCGAAGUCAGUGCGAUGAUCUGGCAGCACACUGUGGAACGUGGGAAGCUCAGGAAUGCCUGACGGAGUGUGCUCAGAAGUGUAAUCAUAUUUCGAUCAUGAGUCCAGAAUGCGAAAACCACUGUUACAAGAAGGACUCCCUCUGCGCCAAGUACCAAAAAUGUCCGCCAGUAGCGAAGCAGCACAAUUAUGUGUGCGAUGACGGGACCACGCAGCCGACAAAUGUUAAGAAGGAUGAAGCAGGAGUGAGUUUCUUAUUCUUAUUCAUAGAUUUUGAUGCAAGAAUAUUCUGCUCGGUGAUGAACAUGAAGAUAGUAGGGUCAAUAAAUGUGCCAAGGGGAUUCAUAUUCUCAGUAGUGAAGAGUGCUCUGCUUCACAUUCAGCCAAGACACUGUACUUGAAUUAGGACUUCCAGGAUCAUUACUUCUUCUAACACCUGCGGUUGCUGCAGCCGUUCCGACUUCAAUUUUCAGACCCGAGACAACGUGUGGUGUCCUAGAUUCUGCUCCAGUGAUAAAGUCUACUGGCUCAUCUCCAGUCAGCGCUAUGAGUGUGACUGCGGAGGCUGUCCGCUAGACAUGGCAGGCAUCCACAACGCAUGGCAUGCAGAGCUCAAGUUAGAAAUCGACAAGCGGUAUGAAACGGGCUACGAACGCAUUCUAGAACGGUUGAGCAUUCCGGAGACGCGAAGAGCGGAACUGGCUAGCACUUACCAGUCAAUGGUAGAGUCAGUGUCUCGUGAACACGUCUAUAGUCCGAGUGCGAAGCCACAGGAAUUCCCGCAGUCAGCUGAAGACGUUGCCACUGAAUAUCGCUCAAGGCUCGAGAUGGAGGCCAUGACUAUCUGGAACGAAGAGAACCCCACAUUGGUUGGUCAAAAUCCUAGUCUAGCAGGAGUUUGGGGUGAUGCCUGGUCUUCAAGUAGUGGAUCUGGUAGUGGUGAUGGUAGCACGCCAGUCAAUGUUGGUGGAAGUGGCAAUGGAGAUAAUACGAAUUCGAUCAUUAUUGCGAUAGGCGAAACUAAUGGUGGAGGCGUGAGCAAUCAAAAGAAGUUAUGGUCGAACUGGCAAUUAUUUGCAUAGAGACACUCAGAUGUCUAAUUCUAGCUGAUUCUAGAGUUGUUACAUUCAUCUAUCAGUGAACUGUAUGUCAGUAGGUAGUAGUUGUACUAAAAGAGAAGUUAUUUUUAUUAUGAUUAUUUAUUUUAAUUUUUGCACCUGAAUACUCUAACCCUCGCCGCCGCCGACGAUGGUUUCACUUCUUGGCUCUUCGGUUUCGCCCUCAUGCUUACCAGCACUCUAGUGUUGUGCUUUAUUUGUGUCGGCAUUGAGCGGUUUGCACGGAGACAGCGGGAUGUGUCACGGACCGCUGAUCAGGAUGCGCGUCGCACAGCGCCUGUAACCGAAACACUAGUCGUCGGACAACCUGUUCUCAACUCUGCGGGUGGGUUUGAGGCCUUGCAGGGAACGGCGAACGCAAAUAUUCCAACAGGGAUGAUCAUUGAAGUUAAGGAGAAUGGAUAGAACGAUGUGGAUGUGGUGAGUAAAAAAUAUGUCGAUCACGACAAGUCGUAGUGACUCAGUGCUGUCCUCUGUAGCUCUGUAGUUCUACUCGUCUUGGGAUCAUGCACGACCUCUAACCUCAACAAGAAUCUUGGAAGAUCCGGGGAUGCAGGUAUUGUUCGCGGACAAGACGCAGCUGGUAAUCCGAAUAUUAUCUUUCCGCCACCAGGUCCUCCAGGAGGUGCGGGUUGUACAGAACAAGUUAACAACUUGAUCAAUAACAUGAACAUGAUGAAUGCAACAGCAACUACGGCAAAUGGUGUUGGUGAAGGAGGAAGCUCCUCGACUGGUGGACGAGAUGGGACUGCUUCUAGCUCUGCUUCUGUGGGAGGUGGAGAUGACACAUCAGCGAAUGGACCAGCAGCAGGAACACACGUAUCCCCUAACACACGAGUACCAAGAACGACCGACGCGAGAAUUAAUGUUGGGAUUGCCGUAGAAGAACCACCAUCGGCACCAGCAUAUAAUAACUUCUUCAACGCCGGGUCUAGUACUCAACAACAGCAUGGAGGAAGUGCUUCUGCGCAAGGUCGUGGUAUAAUGGCAACUACAAGAAUAGGAAGCGCCGUUGGUCCACCCAGUGCCGCUCCACAAAUGAUUACGCCAGGACCUGCAUCAAGAGCUUUACAAGCGCCACAACCUACACCAGACACGAGCUUUCAUACAGUGCGACAGAAUGCUCGUGGACGUGGACGGAGUAGAGGUGCUAGACCAAUUUCAAGUAGCUCGGGUGGCGGAGGAGGCGCUGUUGAAUGAGGAAGGUUGGAGCUGUUGAAUGAGGAAGGUUGGAGCUGUUGAAUGAGGAAGGUUGGAGCUGUUGAAUGAGGAAGGUUGGGGCUGUUGAAUGAGGAAGGUUGCUCAGAGUAUGAUCAAGGUUUUCCUAUUCCCUUCCCUUAAUGCUUUCAUAUUUAUGGAGUCUUAUGCUGAUGUUCGAAAGAAGGAACAUCUGCAAUAUUCAAUGGAUACGGACCAGAGUUCUUUAUCGCGUUUCCCCAUUCCCCCAUUCCUUAGGAUUGUGAAUGAAGUGUAGAGCUUCAUCACCUUCGCACUCAUUUAGUAGAGUUACUACACAUGGAAUUCAAGCAUGUUCAAAGUCGAGAUCUUCUUCACUUUUAGUGAGUAGAUCCUCAUGCACUCUUGUGAAACGCAGCAUGAAAGAAACAUGAUAUGGAGAUCCUAAACGAGGACUUUUGAAGAUCUUACCUCAACAGAUUGAAGAUCCUUGUUUCCUUUUCCCUAUGCAAGACAUGCGCAUAGAUCUGUGAUCUGAUCACCAGAUCUUGAAGCAGAGGACGCAGUCUCCUGUUCGCGAUGUCCAGAGAAAGGUAUACCAAUCUAGCAAAAUUCCAUUCCGAAGUUUGUAUUUUUCAUCAUGUGGUUUUACCAUAAGACCAAGGACACGAUAGAAGAAGUCAUACUGCAUUUUAUGGUCUUUAUGAAAAGUCCCCUGGCUCCCCGCUUAACAGUAGUCGCCCCCUGUUCGACGAAAGGGCGUGGAUUCGCACCUCACUCGAGCAGGCACGACUGUCGUGACACGGCGAGUAGAAGCCCACUAGAGGGGCAGCCGCGGUCGCCCACUGAAUUGAAUUGAUGACCAGGAAGAGCAUCAAGAUACAAGAUCCCAAGCGAAGGAUCCCCCUUGAUGAUCUUCUUGAUUUGUCUGAACCUCAAGACGAAGACCUACCUUGUUACAGGAUUAGGGUCUUAGGCUUUUACAUUUUAUAAACGUG